CAGUCGCGCUCACAGCGUACGUCCAACCGGAAGCUCAACACAAGCCUCGUUCGCUCGCUCGCUCGCUCGCUCCAUCUUGUUGCCCUAUGCGUGCUUCCCCAUUCCAAUCAGAAACCAACAGCAACAAUAACAACAACAAGAGCGCGCUCUGGUGCCAAAACUUUGGCAAUUCGAGUUGUGAAUUCAGUUUAAACUUGAACGUUUAUACGCGAAAAUGCAGAAUUGCCGUGUGCGGCGUAAAAUUGUGAAUGCGUUGAAAAGCCGUCGCCAAUUGUGAAUUCGUUAUGCAAAUGAUGUGUCUCUAAACUGUGCAGCGUAUCUCUAAACACACUUGUAUCUGUAUCCGUUUAUGCUGCGGUAUCUGUAUCUGUAUCUCGAUCGGUGUAUCUGUAAGUGUCGUGUCAUUUAUGUCACAGCGCACGCACUGAAAAACGGAAUUCGAUUAAAUUUAUGUGCACUCGCAUUUCAAUAUAAAUCGCAUAGUUUAGCAAAGCGAACAAAACGUUUGCUGUCGAACAAUAAAUGCGUUUUAAAAGCAAUUAAAAUUCGUAUAACAAAAAUACACAAAAAAGGCUAUAAAGAAUAAUAACCCACUUGAUAUACGUUGGCUCAUUUGAAUACAACAAAUAACAAAUAAACGACAUCCAUUGGAACGAAGCUCGGCAUUAUCAAGCUACUCGACCUCGGAUCAGCAGUCAACGCGUGACUAUCCGCAGUUGAGCGGCGACUACCACAACGUGCAGCUGCAGGUGGCCGCCGUCGCUGCCAGCUCCAAGAUGUACCAUAGCAGCAGCGCCGCUGCGGCUGCCGCCUACACUGAUUUGGCUGCAGCUGGAGGUGCCGCCGGCGUCUCUGGCUACCAUCACCAACAGGCGGUGAACGCGCCAGUAUAUGUGCCCUCCAAUCGCCAAUAUAAUCACGUAGCGGCGCAUUUUGGCAGCGCUGCAGCCGCCCAGAACGCGUGGACAACGGAUAGCUUUGGAUCGGCACAUGCGCAGCUGCCGGCGCAGUUCUACACGCAAAACGCCGCCGUCAUGAUGGCGCCCUGGCGAAGUGCCUAUGAUCCAACUGGCUUUCAGCGCUCCUCUCCUUACGAGAGCGCCAUGGACUUUCAGUUUGGCGAGGGGCGCGAGUGCGUCAACUGCGGCGCCAUCUCCACUCCACUUUGGAGACGUGAUGGCACCGGCCACUAUCUCUGCAACGCUUGCGGCCUGUAUCACAAGAUGAACGGCAUGAACCGGCCACUGAUAAAGCCCAGCAAGCGACUGGUGAGUGCAACCGCCACACGUCGCCUAGGCCUUUGCUGCACAAAUUGUGGCACUCGCACCACCACACUCUGGAGACGCAACAACGACGGGGAGCCCGUGUGCAAUGCCUGUGGCCUCUACUUCAAACUGCACGGCGUCAAUCGGCCGCUGGCGAUGCGCAAGGAUGGCAUUCAGACGCGCAAGCGGAAGCCCAAGAAAACUGGCAGCGGCUCCACAGCGGGAACUAACUCGGGAUCGGGCUCAACCACAGAGGCCAUCAAGGAGUGCAAAGAGGAGCAUGAUCUCAAGCCCACGCUUAGCCUGGAACGCCACGGUCUGAACAAGCUGCAUACGGAGUUGAAGAGCAGCAGCCUCAUGGGCCAGCAUCAUAGCCAGCAGCCGCAGCAGCAGACGGUGCCGUCACAUCAACAAUGCUUUCCACACUAUGCCCAGCAGCAACAGCAGCAGCAACAACAGCAGCAGCAACAGCAACAGCAACAGCAACAACACCAGCAUCAGCAGCUCAGCCACCAAUCACAGUUAAGUGCAAGGCAGUUGCAUGCAGCCAGCUCGCAGCUGUAUACGCCCGGCAGCAGCUCCGCGGCCUCUGCGUAUACGACGCACAGCAGCAAUGCGCCGGACACGCCCACACUGAGCAACGGCACGCCCUCGCCGCACUACCAACACCAUCAUUUGGCGAGCAGCUCGCACGGCCACCACGCCACGGCAGCCCAUCAUCAUCUGCACGCGGCAGCAGCUGCUGCGGCGUAUGGAGUGAAGACAGAGGCAAGUGCCACUAAUUACGACUAUGUGAACAAUUGUUACUUUGGCGCUUCGUUUGGUGCUUUGGGCGGUGCUGCCUCGUCGGCAAUGGCUGGUGGGGCGAGCGGCGAUCUGGCCGGCUAUCAUCAUCAGCACAAUGUCAUCCAGGCCGCCAAGCUGAUGGCCACAUCCUGAACGGAAGCGAUCUCUGUGAUCUCGUACCCACACAGCGCACAGCAGACACCAUCGUUGGAGCUUCGUUGGAAUCAUAUUGAAAAGACUUUGAAUUAGUUUUAAAUAAGUUGCAAUUAGUUCUCUUAUGUAAUGCCUGUAAAUAACUGCACGAAAGUUUUGUACAAAUAUUUGUUUAUAGCUUCGUUCCGUUUCAUUUAAGUACCCAAAUAGGCUAAGGUUUAGCUACUACUAUGUAUCAAUUGUAAAGUGUUUACAUUAUUCUUUCUCUAAUUAGCAUAAAUUAUCCAUAUAGAAAAAAGCACAUCCAAUCAUAGAUCACUUAGCCAUAUGACUAGUAUACUACCCAUAAGUCCAUGCAUAUUACCAUUUAAAUAAAAAUUAACUUAAACAUA
Messenger RNA from Drosophila navojoa, 2596 nucleotides. RefSeq names its product pannier (gene pnr). The record is from RefSeq and is a predicted model, not a curated record. Gene Ontology annotation, cellular component: nucleus. Gene Ontology annotation, molecular function: DNA-binding transcription factor activity, RNA polymerase II-specific; RNA polymerase II cis-regulatory region sequence-specific DNA binding; zinc ion binding. Lineage: Eukaryota; Metazoa; Arthropoda; Insecta; Diptera; Drosophilidae. Gene Ontology annotation, biological process: positive regulation of transcription by RNA polymerase II; cell fate commitment; negative regulation of transcription by RNA polymerase II.